UUCUCGUUAUUAUCUUCAAUUUUAUCAAUUAUUUUUUACUUUUUAAAUUCUUAUCUUUAUCAACAUCAUCAUUUAGGGCCAAAAUUUGAUUGCCGUUGUAUGAUUAAGUUAAUUUGUUUCUUUAAUAAUAAUUGUGUUUGAAAUCAACAAAUCCACUGUGCCAGCUUCACAAACAUUUUGAAUCUUGAAAUCUUACACCCUGCAUUUUGAAACACAACGAUUUGAUGAAGCCUUUUUUGGUACACACUUCAUCAUUGACAUUGCCGCUGUGUUAAUAAUUCAAUUAAUUUCAUUUAAAAAAUGGAAAUACUUAAUUUGGUCGUAAAGAUAAUUUACUAGCUUCUGAUGUUGUUGUUAUUACUACAGCACAUUUAAUCAUUAUCAUCAUCAUUAAGAGCUUAAAUUUAUUUGUCAAAUAUGGAUCUACAAUACAAUACCGUACAGGAUCUAUUCACUGGAUAUGAUUCGGAAAUAUUCAAUAAAUUUCGUCACCUGUUGCAUGCAGAGAAAAUCAUGUUGAAUAUGAUGCAACCGAUUAAUCGAAGAAGUUUCAGUAAUCCUGAGCUUUGUAAUGAUAAUAACAACAUAAUUAACAAUAAUUUCCACCAAUUUCGUCAAUUUUUGAUUAGAAAAAAUUUUCAACAAAUUACGAACAAUGAAAAUAUUGCAUCCGGUCCUAGUGAACUGCUGCCAAAAUUGGCUAAUAAUAAUUGUGAUAAUUUCAAUGCUUGUGAUGUAGAAACAAGACCAACUCCUAUUCCACGUAAAAGUCGAAAUAAAAAAUUACGAAAUCAAAAUGAUCGAUUCUUGAUCGAUUCGAUUCGAGAUCAAGAAAGUCAACAAAACCAGAAUGAUAACUAUAAUGAUGAUUCUGAUCAUUUAUCAAUAAAAACAUCGAAAAGUUUACCAUCUGAAAUUCUCAACAACAACAACAGAAAUGUUUUUAUUCAAAAAUCAUUUGAACAAUUAGCCAAAUUACCAAGCCGAUUAGAGAUACCGACAAUAAAGACGCCCAUCAAAAUCAAAACAAGUAAAAAUUCAUUUCGAUCAUUUUUAAUGAUCAACAAAAUUAAAACGCAUAAAUUUCUAUCAUUACGUGGUAGAAAUUCGAAUCGAAAAUCUGUAGCCGAAUUAAAUGAUUAUCAUCAUCACCGAGAACCAAGUGGAUAUAGACGACCAACUCGAAUGCCACCUCCACCACCUGAUGUACGUUUCAGACCGCCCGCACCAUUACCUGAAGAAAGGAUCGAUGAUGAUGAUGAAAAACUAUCAUCGAUACGGAAAACAACGACAAAUGAUACAAUUAGCGAAUUAUAUCAUGAUUCGGCUAAUAUUUAUGAAUUCGAUGAUGACAUUUAUUGCAGUGUUGAAGAAGAUGAAAGUAUCAUUAAAAGUAAUGAAGAAAUCGGUACCAGUUCAACAACAUGUAGAAAUGAUUAUAAGAAAAACAAUUCAAGAAAAAACACAAAUGCUAAUUCUUUAUCGGACAAUGAUGAUGACGAUGAUGAAGAAGAAGACGAUGAUUAUUAUGAUGAUGGUCUUUGUAUUUAUGAAGAAUUGUCAUCAGGAGAGGGAACAAUUUACGAACCUUAUGGCCAAGAUGAUGAUGAUGAUGGCGACGAUGAUGAUUUCAUCUAUGAUAAUGUUGAUGUUGAUAAUUUUGAUGAUGAAAUCAACAAUGAAAAUAAUGAUGAACAAGAUAAUAAAAAAUGUAUUAAACAGAUGAAAAAAAUUGAAAAAGUUAUGAAACGUUUCAAUUUGACUGGUAAAGAAAUCCCAGUAAAUGCUGGAAUUGUGAAAGAAUCCUAUAAAAGUCGCUCAAAAUAUGAUCUAUUAGUCAAUCAAGGUGAAACUAUUCUUAUAUUACGUAUGGAAAACAAUCCACCAGGUAAAUGGCUAGCGAAAAAUGAACGUUCCAAAAUUGGCUAUAUUGAUCUCAACAAUGUAUAUCUCGAAACCGAUGCAAUUAAAGCGGCAUUUGAAACUUUAAAUUGAAUCAUCAUUGCGAAAUAAUAAUUUCAUUUUCAUCGCCACAGACGAAAUGGAAAAAAAUGAUCAU
Dermatophagoides farinae (American house dust mite) is the source of this 2059-nucleotide messenger RNA. The record is from RefSeq and is a predicted model, not a curated record. NCBI's taxonomy places the organism in Eukaryota, Metazoa, Arthropoda, Arachnida, Sarcoptiformes, Pyroglyphidae.